AUGAGCUGCAGUACGCCAUUUGGUUCGUUUAAGGGGUGGAGGGAGGAUGGCGUGGUGCAGUAUCGAGGUAUCAAGUAUGCUUUCUUGAGAAAUCAGAUGGCGGCUCCUGAGCUGGUUACUGGAUAUGGCUCUGAAAUGGUGGAUGCGACGGAGUUUGGACCCCGCGCACCUGCAAUGGAUGGUUGCGCUUUUGAGCAGUCCACGUUGAUACAGUGUGAUAUUGGCGGCGGUCCAGAUCUUCCCAUGUCAGGCACAGAGUGCUUGAAUUUGAACGUGACUGUUCCUGCUGACACUCUUGUAUCUGGAGGAUUGCCAGUCAUGGUGUUCAUUCAUGGUGGCGGCUUCAUCAUGGGUGGGUCACACUGGCCGCAAUAUGACCCCUGUCAACUGGUUAAAAUGUCUGUGGAAAUGAAAAUGCCUAUUGUCGCAGUCAACAUCAAUUUUCGCUUGGGCAUACUGGGCAACUUGACCAGUGAAGAAUUGAGAAGAGCGGGAUAUCCUGGAAAUAAUAGCUUGAGGGAUCAGCAAUGUGCACUGAGAUGGGUGAAGAAAUUCAUUGGGGGAUUUGGAGGGGAUAAGGACAAUGUGACGGUGCUUGGAGAGAGUGCUGGUGCUGUGUCGGUAUUGCAUCAGCUGAGUGCUAGAGAGCCACUCUUCAAGCGUGCGAUCAGCAUGUCCGGGACACCGCUCAUGCUUAAGCCAAUGUCUGCCUCUGCCGCAGAAGCAUCUUAUGACAGCAUUACAAAAGCUCUGGGGCUUGAAGGCACUUCAACGCAGGAAAGAAUCAACCGCCUUCUCAACAUCAGCUCGGAAGAGCUUGUCGAAAAAACUCCCAUGACUGUUCCUCUCAUACCUUUCCAGGACAACAAUAUUCUUCCUCAAACCCCGACGUUCACGGACUUGCGAAACAACAACCUCUCACCUUUAAACGAUACAUUUUGCGAAGAACUUUUGAUCGGCUCCUGCGCACACGACGGCAACGUCUUUUUCUUCAUGGGUCUAUCCUCUCUCUUCCCAAAUAUCGCGUCGGCUCUCACUUCCUCUUUUUCUCGCUCUCUGUCUGCGCCGGCGGCUCAAAUUGUCCUUUCUACAUACGGCGUAAAUCCUUCGACUCCCGACGAGGAAGCCAAAGAUUAUAUCAUCGACCUGGCUACAGACAUUGCAUAUCAUGCACCUGCGCAACACUAUGCUCGCGCAUUUAAGGGGAGGACCUGGACAUAUAGAUUCAAUCAAGGAAAUCCUUGGGAUGGGAUGUUCAAGGGAAAGAGUACGCAUUUGCUGGAUGCGGCAUUCUUGUUCCAGAACUUUAAUGAUUAUAUGGAUGAUGAGGCGAAGGAAACAGCUAGGAGGUUUGCAGAAGACUUUGUAGUGUUUGCGAGUGGAAAGGCAAAUGCAACGUGGGAUGAUGGUUUGGAAAGAUGUUACGGCGAGGGUGGUUGUAAGGAAAAUAAAUUGGAGAAAUUGAUAAGAGAACAAAAGGUGGAUUUGGAUGAACUGAGUGGAGCGUGGGAUAUAUUUCUGGCGGGAAAGUGA
Messenger RNA from Bipolaris oryzae ATCC 44560, 1533 nucleotides. RefSeq lists its product as uncharacterized. The coding region runs from base 1 to 1533 and encodes 510 amino acids. Lineage: Eukaryota; Fungi; Ascomycota; Dothideomycetes; Pleosporales; Pleosporaceae. The record is from RefSeq and is a predicted model, not a curated record. The transcript is spliced from 3 exons.